UUAAUGUUUGACUUGAGACAAAAUUGUGCUACUCGUUUUUGUCGGAACUCUUAUUAGUAGCGUUAGUUUUCUGUACGGAGCGAUAUUAAAGCAGGAUCAGUAGAUCAGCUGCUAGCGUAACUUCUGGUCUAGUCUUAGCCGGCCGUGUGGAGAAGCACCGUGCACCAGAUCCCCUUCGCUCACAUCCACAAUGCCGAAGAAGAAGACAGGAGCUCGCAAGAAGGCUGAAAACCGUAAGGAGCGAGAGAAACAGAACCGAGCUAACAGAGAACAGGUCGAUGUCGCGAAACAUCCGUGCAACUCGUCCAUGGACUGCGAUAAGUGUCUGAGACGACAGAAGAACAGAGCGUUUUGUUACUUCUGUGCGUCGGUGCAGAAGCUCCCCAUGUGCGCUCAGUGCGGUAAAACCAAGUGCAUGAAGUCCUCAGACUGCGUCGUCAAACACCCCGGUGUCCACAGCACAGGCAUGGGCAUGGUGGGGGCGAUAUGUGACUUCUGCGAGGCCUGGGUGUGCCACGGAAAGAAGUGUCUGAGCACGCACGCCUGUUCCUGUCCACUGACCGAUGCAGACUGUAUCGAAUGUGACCGCAGCGUGUGGGAGCACGGAGGUCGCAUCUUCCGCUGCUCUUUCUGUAACAACUGCCUGUGCGAGGACGAUCAGUUUGAGCAUCAGGCCAGCUGCCAGGUCCUGGAAGCUGAGACUUUUAAAUGCGUUUCCUGUAACCGACUCGGCCAGCACUCAUGCCUCCGAUGUAAGGCCUGCUUCUGUGACGAGCACGCUCGGAGCAAAGUGUUCAAACAGGAGAAAGGCAAGGCGCCUCCGUGUCCUAAGUGCGGUCACCAAACCCAGGAGACUAAAGAUCUCAGCAUGUCCACUCGCAAUCAUAAGUUUGGCCGGCAGAGCGGCGCAGACGACGACGGCUACUACUACGGAGCGUCAGGAUACGAUUCCUACUGGAAAAGCGUCGCCUCCGGAGGAGCCGCUGACCAGGAAGACGACGACGACGAGGACGAUUACGAGGAAGAGGAUGAUGAUGAGGACGAGGAGGAGGAGGAGGAGGGAGAUGAAGAUGACGAAGAUGAAGCUGAAGCAGUGGAUAAACUUAACAACCUGAGUCUCGGUGUGAGCUCAGUUAGCGAAGGCAAAUGAGAUUAAAUCAGAGACAACGGAGUCACGGCUGUGCAGACGUUUAUGAUAUAGUCAUGUUAUUAAAGGUCAUCUUUAAAAUUUGA
This is a messenger RNA of Tachysurus fulvidraco (yellow catfish), 1233 nucleotides long. RefSeq names its product zinc finger protein 330 (gene noazfp). The transcript has 10 exons. Gene Ontology annotation, molecular function: zinc ion binding. Gene Ontology annotation, cellular component: nucleus. Lineage: Eukaryota; Metazoa; Chordata; Actinopteri; Siluriformes; Bagridae. The record is from RefSeq and is a predicted model, not a curated record. The coding region runs from base 191 to 1150 and encodes 319 amino acids.